UGCGGUGCGACUUGUAAACCCUUUCUCUGAAUGACAGGUCUCUUCUGCAGUUUUCAUCUCGUGUACCUGGCGAGUCAUGCAUUCAAUCUCACGCCACCCAGCCUCUCGACCUCAUCCCGAUAAAGCUCUAAUCUCCAGCCACGCGACGGGCGGAGCCCAUACCCGCUCCUCACUGGGCGGAGGCCUGAAAGGAAUGAAAGGGGCGGAAGAACGAGAAGGGCGGGGGAUGCAAGGAGGGACAGCGAUCGAUAUAGAAGAGUGACUGGCUGUUGCCUCUUCGUCUCUCGUCAGUUCUCUCCCGACUCCAUUCCGCACGGUUCCUCCUCCUCUUCCCGUUUUCUUCUCGCGGCAGUCCCGUGAAAAGCAGUCAAGAUUGUGACCAUUUUAGAGCACAGGAUGAUGUCCCAGGUGCAGACGAUGAAGAAGCAGGUGCUACAGUUACGGCACGAGGCCAACGUUCAGAGGAUCCCCGUCUCACAGGCAUGCGAGGACCUCAUUAAGUAUUGCUGCGAGCAUCAGAAGACAGACGUGCUUGUGACUGGAAUCUCGCAGUCAGAAAACCCCUUCAAAGAGAACAAAGCGUGUCUUCUCAUCUAAACCAUUCCCCAGGGAUUCUGUGAGUCUUCCCUAUAGAUGUAUCCAGCAGUUUUUACCCACAAGAAGCCUUGCAUGUUUCUACGUGUUCUUAUAUGUGUGAUCUCCCUUGAACCAAACUGCCAAAGGAGCCCCCCAUGGACAUUCAAAGACACGAAACCAUUCCGUGACUAAUGGCCAGUUACCUUUAUGAAGAAUAAAUCUCAUCUGUUGGAAGGCGAGGA
Molecule: messenger RNA, 818 nt
Organism: Darwinula stevensoni
Lineage: Eukaryota; Metazoa; Arthropoda; Ostracoda; Podocopida; Darwinulidae
Source: the annotation of a GenBank genome assembly